Fundulus heteroclitus (mummichog) is the source of this 1953-nucleotide messenger RNA. It is a transcript of the gene pkmb, whose product is annotated as pyruvate kinase M1/2b. Bases 116 to 1708 code for a protein of 530 amino acids. The transcript is spliced from 11 exons. NCBI's taxonomy places the organism in Eukaryota, Metazoa, Chordata, Actinopteri, Cyprinodontiformes, Fundulidae. Gene Ontology annotation, molecular function: magnesium ion binding; potassium ion binding; pyruvate kinase activity. Gene Ontology annotation, biological process: glycolytic process. Gene Ontology annotation, cellular component: cytoplasm. The record is from RefSeq and is a predicted model, not a curated record.
CACAAGAAAGUAGUCCCUGUUGGAAUAAAACACAGACACUCCAGCAGGGAGGGUGGUGCCUUAGUCCCCUGCAAAGUUCACCCAGUAGGACGUUUCCUGCAGACACAAUCCAGUCAUGUCUAAGUCAAAAGACGCUGGCUCCACCAUCAUGCAGACCCAGCAGCUGCAUGCUGCCAUGGCAGACACCUUCAUCGAGCACAUGUGCCUGCUGGACAUCGACUCCGAGCCCGCCGUGUCUCGCAACACUGGCAUCAUCUGCACGAUCGGACCGGCCUCCCGAUCUGUGGAGAUGGGCAAAGAAAUGAUCAAGGCUGGGAUGAACAUUGCAAGAAUGAACUUCUCUCAUGGCACACAUGAAUACCAUGCAGAGACCAUCAAGAAUAUCCGCGAGGCGACCGAGAGCUUUGGGCCCGGAUCUGUUGACUACAGGCCGGUGGCCAUCGCUCUGGACACCAAGGGACCAGAAAUCAGGACCGGUCUCAUCAAGGGCAGCGGCACCGCUGAGGUAGAGCUCAAGAAGGGUGAAACCAUCAAGGUCACAUACAACGAUCAGUUCAAGGAGAACUGUGAUGAGAAAACUCUGUGGCUCGACUACAAAAACAUCACCAAGGUGGUGCAGGUCGGGAGCCACGUCUACAUAGACGAUGGUCUGAUUUCCCUCAAAGUUAAAGAAAUCGGCAAUGACUUCCUGAUGUGUGAGAUUGAGAACGGUGGCAUGCUGGGCAGCAAGAAGGGCGUCAACCUACCUGGAGCUGCCGUUGACCUGCCCGCUCUGUCCGAGAAGGACAUUCAGGACCUGCAGUUUGGCCUGGAGCAGAACAUCGACAUGGUGUUCGCCUCUUUCAUCCGUAAGGCUGCUGACGUUCACGCUGUGAGGAAAGUCCUGGGCGAGAAGGGCAAGGACAUUAAAAUCAUCAGCAAGCUGGAGAACCACGAGGGUGUCCGCAGAUUUGAUGAGAUCCUGGAGGCCAGUGACGGCAUCAUGGUUGCCCGUGGCGACCUGGGCAUUGAGAUCCCAACAGAGAAGGUCUUCAUCGCCCAGAAGAUGAUGACGGGCAAGUGCAACAGGAUUGGCAAGCCCAUCAUCUGUGCCACACAGAUGCUGGAGAGCAUGACCAAGAAACCUCGUCCCACUCGCGCCGAGGCCAGUGAUGUAGCCAACGCUGUGCUGGACGGCAAUGACUGCAUCAUGCUGAGCGGUGAGACCGCCAAGGGAGACUACCCUCUGGAGGCAGUGCGCACGCAGCACAUGAUCGCCCGUGAAGCCGAGGCCGCCAUGUUCCACAGGCAGAUGUUUGAGGAGCUGCGGCGCACCUCUCACCUCACCCGCGACCCCACGGAGUCUGUUGCCAUCGGCGCCGUAGAGGCUUCCUUCAAGUGCUGCGCCAGCGCCAUCAUUGUGCUCACCAAGACCGGCAGAUCUGCUUAUAUGCUGUCAAGGUACAGACCCCGUGCCCCCAUCAUCGCCGUGACCCGCUGUGGUAUGACCGCCCGCCAGUCUCACCUGUACCGCGGCGUCUACCCGGUGCUCUACACCAAGACGGCCAACGACGUCUGGGCCGAGGACGUUGAUCUGCGUGUGAACUUUGCCCUGGAAUAUGGCAAACACCAUAAAUUCUUCAAGUCAGGUGACGUGGCCAUUGUUGUGACCGGCUGGCGCCCCGGCUCUGGUUACACCAACACCAUGAGGGUUGUGCUGGUGCCUUAAGCUGAAUAAAGCCUCUCCUAUCUUUUAACCUACCUUCCCUCCAUCUUGGACUAGUUUUCACCACGGAGAGCCCCAACCAGGGUGCUCCUUCAACGGACACCCGACAGCAACUCCAUGAUUCCUGCCUCCAAUGUGUCUAGUUUCUUGUCUAAAUCCUGUUUUGUUCUCUCCCAUGUUAUAUGUGGAACUUUAGAUUGAUAUGAGAUUAACUGGCAUGGUAAAUAAAAAGGAACUGUUGGAUAAGA